UCACGCAGCCACUUUCAAGUCAAGACUCCAAAAGCUGGUUUUCACAUGUAUCAGGAAGCUACAGAAGUGAAUAAAAACUCUACAAGGCUCCCAAUGAGUUAUCUUAGGGACUUAUGGUCUGGUCAGUACAGAAUACUAGGCAGCAUUGAAAUUGUGGCGAGACAGCAGAACACGAGCGGAGAGUCCCAGAUGCUCCUCAUCUUUGUCACUUGGCCUUUCCAGCCUCUAGAAGUCUCUAAGGCAGAUGAAACAAAAUCAAGCUAGUGAGCCAAUUCUUCAGGGCGCCCCCAAAAGUGCAAAACAUACCAUCCCAAGUUUUCGAGGUCAAGUUGUGGCACCAGCAAAGCCACAGGAGGAAGGUGGGCCAUCAUCCCCAUGGCUGCAACUGAGCUGCGAAGUGGGAAAUGCUGAAUGUAUAAAAUGUUCUAAGACAUGCUGAGAUUCUCAAGAUAAUUUUGGAGAAUUGACCUACACAUGUUUGCAUGACUGGUGUAUACAUCUCUGCCUUUUUCUUUCAGCUUUAGACACUGGAGAAGAAUCAGUAGAGUAUUUAACCCAUUCGUUUAUAAUAUACGCCAGUCUGAAACAGAUGGAGAGUCGGAGGAAUGUCUCAGAAUUCAUUCUUUUGGGACUUUCGUAUGACCAUCGCACACAAAUAUUUUGCUUUGUGUUCUUGUUAUUCUGUUAUGCUGCUCUCUUGGUAGGAAACCUUCUGAUCCUUAUCUCUAUUCGAUGCAGCCCUCUUUUCCACCAACCAAUGUACUAUUUCCUCAGCCACUUAUCCUGUCUGGACAUCUGCUUCACCUGUAGCAUUACACCCAAAUUCAUUGCUGACCUCCUAGUGGGAAGAAAAGCCAUCUCCUAUGGUAACUGUAUGUUACAGGUCUUUACCAUGCACUUCUUCGGAAUGAUUGAAGUCUUCAUCCUCACCGUCAUGGCCUUUGAUCGCUAUGCUGCCAUCUGCAAACCUCUGCACUACCUGCUUGUCAUGAACAGAGCAAGGUGCAAUCUCCUCGUCUUAGCUGCUUGGGCUGGUGGGGCCGCGCACUCCUUUCCUCAAUUUUUUCUGGUAAUCAGGUUGCCCUUCUGUGGUCCUAAUGAGAUUGAUCACUAUUUUUGUGACAUUUUUCCUUUGCUAAAAGUUGCCUGUGCUGACACCUAUGUUACCGGUGUCCUUUUGGUUGCCAAUUCAGGAAUGGUUACCUUAGUGGCAUUUGUGGUCUUGUUUUUUUCUUAUGUCAUUAUAUUAUUCACUUUAAGAAAUCAUUCAGCCAAAGGAAGGCGCAAAGCCCUCUCUACCUGUGGGUCGCAUAUCACUGUGAUAGUUUUGUUUUUCGGGCCUUCAAUCUUUGCCUACCUUCGACCUCCAACCACGUUCCCUGAGGAUAAGGUAUUUGCUCUGUUUUACACCAUCAUCGCUCCGAUGUUCAAUCCCUUCAUCUACACUCUGAGGAACUCAGAGAUGAAAAACGCCAUGAGAAAUGUCUGGAAUCAAACAUUGGAGCUCAACAUCUUUUUUACAAAACAGAGGGGCAGCUAGAUACGGAUAGGGGAGAAAGGAAACCAUCUCACAGAGUAAUUUUUCCACUGGUAACAUUUUAUGAGUGACAGA
Messenger RNA from Neofelis nebulosa (Clouded leopard), 1612 nucleotides. RefSeq names its product olfactory receptor 4P4-like. Gene Ontology annotation, biological process: G protein-coupled receptor signaling pathway. Gene Ontology annotation, cellular component: membrane. The record is from RefSeq and is a predicted model, not a curated record. Gene Ontology annotation, molecular function: olfactory receptor activity; G protein-coupled receptor activity. The transcript has 4 exons. The coding region runs from base 590 to 1540 and encodes 316 amino acids. Lineage: Eukaryota; Metazoa; Chordata; Mammalia; Carnivora; Felidae.